Messenger RNA from Austrofundulus limnaeus, 2624 nucleotides. RefSeq names its product cytosolic arginine sensor for mTORC1 subunit 2 (gene castor2). Gene Ontology annotation, biological process: negative regulation of TORC1 signaling. The transcript is spliced from 9 exons. Bases 106 to 1092 code for a protein of 328 amino acids. Lineage: Eukaryota; Metazoa; Chordata; Actinopteri; Cyprinodontiformes; Rivulidae. The record is from RefSeq and is a predicted model, not a curated record.
GUGUUUGUGUAUUUAUUUAUUUAUGCAUCCUGUUUGAAAGUGUUUAGCUUUUUUACUUUGUUUGUUUUACGUUUUAGUCGUUCCUCAAAUGAGAAGACGUAAAAGAUGGAGCUCCACAUUUUAGAGCACAGCUUGAAAGUGGCGAGUAUAGAGAAAGAGGGGAUCCAGAUUUGCGCUCACGGAUUAAUAAAACUCGCCUUCCUGGCCUCCAAAACAAGAUGCAAGUUUUUCAGUUUGACAGAAACUCCAGAGGACUACACCAUCAUCGUGGACGAGGAAGGCUUUAAAGAGCUGCCACAGUCGGACCUCAUCAGCGUGGCGGACGCCACCUGGCUGGCCCUCAACGUGGUGUCGGGCGGCGGCAACGCCUCCAGCUCGCAGCCCAUCGGCGUCACCAAGAUCGCCAAGUCCGUCAUCGCGCCGCUGGCCGACCACAACAUCUCCGUCUUCAUGCUGUCCACGUACCAGACGGACUUCAUCCUGGUCCGGGARCGCGACCUGCCCAUGGUCAUGCACACUCUGUCUUCCGAGUUCACGCUGCUUCGAGUCGUCAACGGAGAAACGGUCGCCGCUCACGAGCUGGGAGUUUCCAACGGGUUCAUAAAACCRAAACUGGUGCCCCGGCCCAUCAUCCACCCUUUGUCCAGCCCCAGCAACAUGUUCUGUGUGACCAGCUUGGACCCAGACACACUGCCCUCUGUGGCCACUCUGCUCAUGGACGUCAUGUUUUACUCCGGGGGGUCCAAAGAGGCGGGAGCGUCGGGCGAGGACUCGACUCACAUCCGGUUCUUCUCGUUCUCUCUGAUCGAAGGCUACAUCUCUCUGGUGAUGGACGAGCAGACGGCUCAGAGGUUUCCAAACAACGUCCUUUUCACCAGYGCCUCCGGGGAGCUCUGGAAGAUGGUUCGGAUCGGGGGACAGCCUUUAGGAUUUGACGAGUGCGGCAUCGUGGCUCARAUAUCAGAACCUCUGGCGACAGCUGACAUUCCUGCGUAUUACAUCAGUACCUUCAAGUUCGACCACGCUCUGGUUCCUGAAGAAAACAUMCAAAGCGUGAUCCGAGCUCUGCGGACGGAGAGCGCGGCGCCGUGAGCGGAGGAUCGUCAGAGUGGUUCUGUUCAAAAAGUGCCAAGAGCAUGUUGGUGGGUCAGCUCCGAGUGGUCCCGGCCUGCCGGCAGUUUCUCUCUUUAGUUUACCAAACUGAAAGUUUCUUUACCUCUGAAGCUGCUCCCCUCCCCUCCCCCUCCCCUCCGCACUGUAAACGUUACAUAAAUCCUCUGCAGGAAGGAUGACGAAUGUAUUCUGAAAUGAAAAGAUGUCUAUUUAUCGAACUCUCCACAGGUCCUUCUCUCCUCAGUGCCAAGAUGUUCGAAUGCCUGAUGCCUUCUGUCUGAUUGUUUUCCACGUGUGCAAUUGAAGGAGACGGUUCUGUUUUUAACUCCAACACGUCUGUAGCCCCGCCUUUAAAUGAAGUACAACUGUCAACACUUUGUGUUCACGCUGCGAGCAGCACAUCUGAGUUGUAGACCUCUACAGCGCAUUAUCCCAGCAGGAGGUGCUACGGCUAGCUGCUGCUGCCAGUAUUUAGGCUAAGUCUAAAAAGGCUAAUCAAAUAAUGCAAUAAAGUGGACAGCUGCUGUUUUAAAAUCUGAUUUCAUAUCAGUUUAACUUUAUAUGGUCGAUUACAAACAAAUCCAUGACCGUGCAGCUAGCUGUAGCACUUCCUAUAGGGAUAUUUGAGUAUAAAAUUAUCUGAAACUUUGAUUUGAGUCGUUUUAAAACGACUAAGGUCUAUCUACAGCAGGUAAGAUGCUGUUUAGAGCAGCUUUAACUAUAGUCCUCGUAAUUUAAAAUUAAGAUCAAGCUCCUAAAAACUGAUUCCUACAUUUGAAACCAUAUUCACUUUCAAAAUAUGCAGAUUUUUAUAUGUUUUUGUGUCAUCUAUAAUAAAUAACUGCUCACUACCAGAAGCUUUACUGCCGUUUGAUGCAGUCGGUUCCAACUAUUAGAGGGUUGGAGCUAAAAUCAUCUAUAAAUGAAGUAUUUUUAAAAAACAGGACUAUCUAACCACUUGCUGGAUUUAGUUAAAAACGGAUGAGUUUCUGUGUUCAUUUAUCGAUGGAUGAAAUGUUACAAAAACAUAGAAAAACUGCAUCUUCUUCCAGCUCUGAUGUCUAAAGUUGAUUCAUUUGUCGCUCGCAGCGUGAACUUUAAGUCCAGACGGUGAAAACGCUCCAYUCUGCAGUUGUAAAAUCACUGAGCCACUUUUUGACGACGUGCUAAACACAAAUAAGCUACGGUUCACGCAGGGACAGGACGAGUCUCCCGCCGGUCCCUGGUGUCCCUUUAGGUCCUGAAGCUGCCCCUGUCCGGCUCCAGACUGCACUUUAAUGCAGGUCUUCCCCCACCCCCACUGACCUGCUGUACUGAUGUGAAAACAGAGAGGACACCUGAGGUUUUGAUUUCUCUCCACCAAGCCCCGCCCCCUCCCGCAGCCUGAUGAGUUUUUAUCAGUGUUAAAACCAGGAAGGCAACCAGUUUGACUCCAUUUCAAAUGAAAUUUGUUCAUGACUUCAUUUGAAGCUUCUUGUGUGGAAACAAAAUAAACUUUUUUUCUUUUUUAA